AUUCUUCAACGACACAAGCCAGAAAAUCAUCGAAUAUCACAAAUAAGUAGUUCGGUGUCACAACUGAAUAAUGCAAAAAGUAUCAGCGACAAAUAGACAGUUUAGUGUUUUGGUCACGAUUCGGAUGUGAAAUAUGGUCGAUUUUUUUUCUCUCAUUCUCCGCCAUUCUUUUGUUCUUCGAUUUCAAUAUUUUGAUCGACUCAUUAUACAUAAACAUUUGGUACCGCACUGAUUUGCAUACAAUCGAACGAAUGUCACAAGUACACAAUUGAGUCCGACAGCUACAGCUAUGGCGACGAUGACGAUGACGACGACGUCGAGCACGGUUUGCAUGAUGAAAUGCGACAGAUUGACCGAAUGCAUAGAACGAAGCAGGCAACAACAAGUGAAUCCCGUUAUUGUGUGUUUGAGACACGGCAUCACAUUGUUACAAAUCAUUAGUCAGAGCUCUGUGCCUCAUGCAUCAACGAUAAAACGGAGCGACGAAGAGAAAAAAAAAGAGUCAUGAGUGAAUAAUGAAUUUCGUUUGCGUUAUUAUUUUGUGUUGAAUAUUUUUAAUUGUUCAGUCUUGUUUUUAUUAAUUGUUGUUUAUUUUUUUUCAUCGGGAACAGAUAUAUAUAUAUUGACAUUUUAACAUUUUCGACAUAAAUUUAUCGUUUGAUUGAAAAUCGGACGACAUUUUUUUUUUUCUCGCCGUUUAAGUAAUCAGUUGAAACAAAAAAUAUAUAAAAAUUCGCACAAUGGCACCCGAUGUUGAACGUUCCGGCAAAAAUUCAUCAAAAUCCAAGCUGCUGACAAUGGAUGUUAUAGAACUGACGUUGCUUUUAAAGUCGAUUGGCUUUCGUUUGGAAUCAAUUGAUUACGAUGAAUUGCGUUGUUGGAGCGGCAAAAAAUUCGGUGAAAAUGGAAAUGCUGCAUCGACAGCUACGCCAGCUUCGACAUCGGCCACCAAUUCCAUUCGUACAGAUGCUGCUGACCAUCACUACAUUAAUGUGGAGAUUUCAUGUAGUAAAUCGAAAAUUGUCUCGAAUUUAUCGCUGAAAUUCAAUGAUGAUGAACCAGCUGUGGUGACCGAUGCAGCACAACAUCCAAUGACAGAUCCAUCGAAAAUGAUUGUAUGCUCGUGCCCGAAACGCGAAAUGCGCAACAUCAACAAUUCGUUUUGGGAGGUUCAAAGCAGCGGCACAUUUUCCAAUCAAAGACGUUCCAUAAAUUCGUUGAUGAAUCCAGAAUCAGGAAUUGAUCAUGACACAUCGUCAAAUUUGUUGCCCGUUCUGUCCACCAAAUCGAUUGCGCUAACUCACGUUUUGACACAAGUGCUCUUGAAUCAGUACAAGAACAAUAUGCAAUUCGGUGAGCUGAGCAUGGCAAAGGAUGUCGACAUAAAGAGCAUCAUGCGAACUAUCGAGAGCACUAAUAUCGCAUCGAUCUUGGCUAAUGGAAAGGUCGAUAACGGCGGCGAUGGUCAAAUUCAUGAUUUGAAUUUAAUUACGCCGAUGAGUUCGAUGAAUGUGACACCAACUGAACCAGAGGCCCUAAUGAAUAGUACGAUUCCAAAAGUCAAUGACCAAACGACUGCCCUGAAUGAUACGGUAAACACGGAGGCCUUUACAAGCCCAAAGAGUGAUAUGUUCACAUCGAGUCCGCACGGCAGUGAAACGACCGCAAUAACCAAUGGACGUGACAGCAAGAUAAUCAAUUGCUUGAAUAAAGCACGUCAAUCCAUCGACCACGCCAUCUUGUCAAUCAAAUUAAAUGCCACCAGAAGUUUAGCACAAGAUGUAGCAUCAGGAGGCGUAACAACUCGCCCAUUGUCGGUGACCAUGCAAGAAUUACCGGACAAUAGCACUGACAAACGUCGUUCCGUUGGCCCACAACUGCCUCGGAUGUUAAAUGGUCGUAAUGCAUCGCAAGCCACUGUUAAUGCGCGCCCACCACGAUCGACGAUGAAUCGACGUGCAAGCCUUGGUAGCAUCGGUAUUGGUCGAAUGGCAACGAAAAGUGGCGUUGCUUCACCUGCCGUUACAUCUCGAAUGAACACAUCGCGGCCGAGUAGUUCUGAACGUCCAGCAUCCGCUACAUCGAAAUUGGCCGCGGUUCGUAAGGCCGUGUCUGGUAUUGGAAAGGCAGUGUCCAGCACAAACACUGCCAUUGGAAAUCGUGCAACUGGUAGCACCGCAGCAAAGACACCAACAACUCAAGCUGCUUCAUCGAUUAAACGACCAACAUCUAUUUCACGUCGUGUAUCGAGUCCAGCCAUGAUUUCGACUGGUACACCGACUACGGCUGGUCUGGCAACUCGCAAAACCGUUGCCACAUCCAAAAUAAAUUCAUUGUUACCAUCGAAACUCGCCAAAAAGUAAAAUCACCUGGCAUUUUCAACUAUCUUGUUCAUUUUUAUGCUUAUCAGUUGUAUUUUUUUUCCAAUUAUUCAUUCCAAUUUUUUUUCUUCAAUUCAUGACUGUUAAUUGUGUCUAAAAUUUGUAUUUUAUCGUAAGGUUGUGACCAAAAUCUACAUGACCAAAUUUAUUCUCAUAUUUGUAAACGGCUCACUUCGAGAUAGGAGGAGACAGAGAGACAAUUUGUUAUUGCAUAUUUUUGUUUAUUAAAAUUUUGUUAAUUUAAGACCCUUAUCACAUGAUUAUUAAGAGAAACAACAAAAAAUAAAACUCAAAUACCAAACAA
This is a messenger RNA of Sitodiplosis mosellana (orange wheat blossom midge), 2685 nucleotides long. Its product is annotated as probable serine/threonine-protein kinase nek3. The record is from RefSeq and is a predicted model, not a curated record. Bases 741 to 2363 code for a protein of 540 amino acids. The transcript is spliced from 7 exons. Lineage: Eukaryota; Metazoa; Arthropoda; Insecta; Diptera; Cecidomyiidae.